Molecule: messenger RNA, 474 nt
Organism: Tupaia belangeri chinensis (Chinese tree shrew)
Lineage: Eukaryota; Metazoa; Chordata; Mammalia; Scandentia; Tupaiidae
Product: DDB1- and CUL4-associated factor 16
Cellular component (GO): Cul4-RING E3 ubiquitin ligase complex
Source: RefSeq, a predicted model, not a curated record
AUGGUGCCCAACUUAACAUCCCUUGAGAGACUUCCCUGAGAGAUUAAAUCCCUUUUUAAAUAUUUUAAAUUCUUAGAUCUAAGCAUAUUAAUCCAUAUACGAGAGAUACAUCUAAGACUCUCCCACUGCUACCAUGGUGUUCCCAAAUAGAAACCAGUCCCUAAAUAGUUCCCUCUGGGCUCUUGUGGAGUACCACCUCUUCAAAAGUCACUACCAAGUCCUACUCAGCUCUCUAGGGAUGAUGCGACUCAAGGAGCACUGCAAUUUGAUACCAGACAGUUAAGCUGAACACUGAGUAGAGCCACUCCAAACACACAUGUAACAUAGAUACCCAGUUCAUGUGUGUCUCAUUGUUGUGGUGGCUGGCUAACUAAAACAAUUAAGGAAACAACACUCACUGAACCCAUCAACACUACCUACUCCUACCUUGACUUCCAGGAAGCAGUUAAUAAGCCCCAAACUGCUUCACUGUGA